Rhizopus microsporus ATCC 52813 is the source of this 1458-nucleotide messenger RNA. RefSeq names its product DUF1900-domain-containing protein. Gene Ontology annotation, molecular function: actin filament binding. The record is from RefSeq and is a predicted model, not a curated record. The transcript has 7 exons. Gene Ontology annotation, biological process: actin filament organization. The coding region runs from base 1 to 1458 and encodes 485 amino acids. NCBI's taxonomy places the organism in Eukaryota, Fungi, Mucoromycota, Mucoromycetes, Mucorales, Rhizopodaceae.
AUGGCUUUUUUCGUUCGUCCUUCCAAGUACCGCCAUGUCUAUGGUACAUGUGCCAAGAGAGACUAUUGUUAUGACAAUCUCCGUGUAAGCGCAAAUGCUUGGGAUACAAAUAUUGUCAAAGUCAACUCUCGUUUCUUGUCUAUUAACUGGCAAGCUUCUGGUGGUGGUGCUUUUGCUGUUAUUCCUCUCUCUCAAGUUGGCAAGCUACCUGAAAACUACCCCCUUUACCGAGGACAUACUGGGCCAGUCCUUGACACAGAUUUUAAUCCUUUCAACGAUUAUGUGAUCGCCUCUGGUGCAGAAGACAGCAAGGUUAUGAUCUGGAGCAUCCCUGAAGAGUAUGCUGAGGGACAAGAAGAGGUACAGCCUAUUUUGAAGCUAUCUGGUCACGGACGCAAAGUAGGCCAAGUGCUUUUCCAUCCAACAGCAGACAAUGUAUUGGCAUCUGCAAGUACUGAUUUGACAAUCAAGUUAUGGGAUAUUGAAAAAGGGGUAGAAAAGCAGGAGAUCACUGGACACACAGAACUUAUCCAGUCCAUGUCUUGGAACUACAACGGAUCCCUAUUGGCCACAACUUGCAGAGAUAAAAAGCUUCGUGUAUUUGACGUGCGCGCCAACAAGGUCGUACAAGAGGGUCCUGGUCACCAAGGCAUCAAGGGUUCUCGUGUUGUCUGGAUGGGUAACAUGGAUCGCUUGGCCACUACCGGUUUCUCACGUAUGAGUGACCGUCAGUUGAACCUGUGGGACUCAACAAACCUUAGCAAGCCUAUUAAAUCUGAAUUUUUGGAUACCUCCUCUGGUGUGAUUAUGCCGUUCUAUGAUCCAGAUACCAAGAUGCUCUAUCUUGCCGGAAAGGGUGAUGGAAACAUUCGUUACUUUGAAUAUGAUAACGAUGAACUAUACCUUUUGUCUGAAUACAAAGCAAUUGAACCUCAACGUGGCAUGGGAUUCAUGCCCAAGAGAGGAUUAAACGUGAACGAGUGUGAAGUAGCUAGAGCCUAUAAAGUAGGACACUCUAUUGUAGAACCUAUUUCUUUCACUGUUCCCAGAAAGUCUGACGCUUUCCAAUCAGACAUCUUCCCUCCUUGCUUAAGCGACGAACCUGCGCUUACUGCUGACGAGUGGUUUGAGGGCAAGGAUGCUGAUCCCAAGCUUGUUGACCUUGAAGCAGGCUUCACUGCCAAGGCCAAGAAGGAAUUUGUCCCUACGGCUGCUCCAGUGGAAGAAGUCAAAAAUGAGCCUUCUUCACCUGUCAAAGAAAAGAAUUAUCAAGAAGCAUACCACGAAAUGCGUAAAGAAAAUGAUGAUUUAAAGAACCAAUUGUCUCAAAGGGAUGUAAAAAUCCGUGUGCUCGAAAUUGAACUUGAAAAGCUUCGUACCGAAUUAGCCGAAGUGAGCUUAGCCAAGAAAACUGAAGAAGGAGAGUUACCACACUCAGGUAACGCUUUAGUUGAGUAA